Messenger RNA from Choloepus didactylus (southern two-toed sloth), 1834 nucleotides. RefSeq names its product transmembrane protein 158 (gene TMEM158). The record is from RefSeq and is a predicted model, not a curated record. The coding region runs from base 284 to 1165 and encodes 293 amino acids. NCBI's taxonomy places the organism in Eukaryota, Metazoa, Chordata, Mammalia, Pilosa, Megalonychidae. The transcript has a single exon. Gene Ontology annotation, molecular function: peptide binding.
UGCACCGGCGAGCGCCGGGCCCCGCAGAGCCACCCGGCCGUCCGAGGGCCUUGACGCGGGGGACGGCGGGGAACCCCAGACGCAGCGCGGGUCGGGGGGAUCCCGCGCAGAGAGCCGCCGCCACAGCCUCUGCGCCGCCCACGCGCUCUGGGCUGACUGGCGCCCACCGCGCCCCUCCUCUCGGCUGCCGGCUCCCUCGGUCCUGCCGUCCGCUCGCCGGCCAGUCGCCCGCGCGCCAUGCAGCCGCCGUCAGCCCCGCGCGCGUAGGCGUCCGCCACAGGCCAUGCUGCCCCUGCUCGCUGCGCUGCUGGCCGCCGCCUGCCCGCUGCCUGCCGCCCGCGGCGGGGCCGCGGACGCGCCAGGCCUCCUCGGGGCACCCCCUAACGCCUCCGUCAACGCGUCGUCCCCGGAAGAGCCCGCCGCCCCGCGGUUGCUGGCCUCGGCGGCCCCGGGGUCCCCCGAGCGCUCGGGCCCGGAGGAGGCGGUGGCGGCGCCGUGCAACAUCAGCGUGCAGCGGCAGAUGCUGAGCUCGCUGCUCGUGCGCUGGGGCCGCCCGCGGGGCUUCCAGUGUGACCUGCUGCUGUUCUCCACCAACUCGCACGGCCGCGCCUUCUUCGCCGCCGCCUUCCACCGAGUCGGGCCGCCGCUGCUCAUCGAGCACCUGGGGCUGGCGGCGGGCGGCGCGCAGCAGGACCUGCGCCUCUGCGUGGGCUGCGGCUGGGUGCGCGGCCGCCGCCCCGGCCGCCUCCGGCCCGCGGGCGCCACCGCCGGGGCGCCCACCGCGCUGCCCGCCUACCCCGCUGCCGAGCCUCCCGGGCCGCUGUGGCUGCAGGGCGAGCCGCUUCAUUUCUGCUGCCUGGACUUCAGCCUGGAGGAGCUGCAGGGCGAGCCGGGCUGGCGGCUUAACCGCAAGCCCAUCGAGUCCACGCUGGUGGCCUGCUUCAUGACCCUGGUCAUCGUCGUGUGGAGCGUGGCCGCCCUCAUCUGGCCGGUGCCCAUCAUCGCCGGCUUCCUGCCCAACGGCAUGGAGCAGCGCCGGACCACCGCCAGCGCCCCUGCGGCCGCCCCCGCUGCAGUGCCGGCGGGGACCACCGCGGCCGCCGCCGCCGCCGCUGCUGCAGCCGCUGCCGCCGCGGCCGUCACCUCGGGGGCGGCGACCAAGUGACCCGCUCCGCUCCUCCCCGCGUCCGCCCUGUGUUCGCGCUCUCGGGUGCCUUUCCCGCCGGGAGACUCGGCCGGUGUGCUUCGUGCUGUAGUGACCGUUAGUUCUUUUCCGGGGAGGGGGCCGCUAGAGAUGCCCCAGCGUGCUUGAAAAGCAAGGUGUGUGCUGCGCUUCUUAUUCCGAAAAGCAGGAUGCAAGCCCUUACUUAGAAUGAGAGGUGGGAUCCGCAGCUUUGAAGACAGGAGGGUAAUGGGGCCCUUUCCCCUUCAUUGCAUCCCUCUCUUCUGUCCCUCCCCGCACCCAGGUGCCCCGUAUUUAUGGCAGAAAAUGACCAAAUCCUGUGUAUUUGUUUUAUAUAUUUAAUAACUGUUUUAAAUGAAAGUUUUAGUAAAAAACAACAAAAAAAGAUUAAAUUGCUAUUGCUGUAGUAAGAGAAAUUCUUUGUACCUGAACAUAGUUGUAUUUGAAGUUUGUUGGGUUUUUUAAAAUUUUGUUUUAAAAGGUGGGGUGGGGGCAUGGUCAGGAUUUAACACCGAUAUGUUACUGCUGCUGAAAAUGAACUUUAUGAAGCUUUUCAAAGUCGAUCUACUCAGUGAUGUGGCCUGGUGGGCAUUUCUAAUUGUACUUCUGUGGUUUUUUUUGGCUUUUAAUACAGACAUUUUCCUCCAGAGA